AACACAGUUCUGAGAACACUGUCGGUGUCCAGAUUUUUUCUUCUUGAGAUAUAUAAAAUCCUACCGAAUAUGGCUUAUUCUUCAAUUGUAAGAAAUACAUUUCACAAGAUUCGAUUAUCUACUUCCUUAGGCAAGAAUCUAGGAACAAGAUCGUUGGCAGAAGUUCCGUUGAGGCACAGUUCUUCAAAUGCAACAGAACAAAAUGAAUCUAUUAUCGCUAUUCAAGAAAUGCACAGAUUUAUGAAAGAUUGUAUGUUAGCUGUUGGAUGCACAGAAACAGACUCUAAUCAACUUGCAGAAACAUUGGUUCAUGCCGAUCAUAGGGGACAUUAUUCCCAUGGCUUGAAUAGAUUAGACAUGUACGUUGAAGAUGUUCGUUGUGGAGCGACUGUAUCAGGGAUUGUGGAGCCAAUUAUUAUUAAGGAAACUACAUCAUCAGCUUCCGUUGAUGGAAAUAAUCUUUUAGGGCCUGUUGUAGGAAAUUUCUGUAUGCAAUUGGCAAUAAAGAAAGCAAGAGAAUCGGGAAUUUCUCUUGUUGUUGCUAAAGGAUCAAACCAUUAUGGUAUUGCAGGACAUUACUCUUUACAAGCUGUUCGUGAAGGAAUGAUUGGCAUAUCUAUGACAAACACCUCUCCGUUGGUUGUUCCUACGCGGGCUAGUGAAUGCAUUCUUGGAACCAAUCCAAUAGCUGUUGGUGCUCCCGGGUUAGGUGAUGAUUGCUUUGUAUUAGAUAUGGCUACGAGUGCAGCUGCCCUUGGAAAAUUGGAGUUAGCUGACAGAAAGAGUCAAAAAAUUCCAAUUGGUUGGGGUGCAGAUAGUACUGGACAAGCGACCGAAGAUCCAAAAGAAGCUUUGAAGGGUGGCCUUAUGCCUUUAGGAGGAAUUGAAUAUACAUCAGGUUACAAAGGAUUUGGGCUAGCAAUGCUUGUAGAAGUUCUGACAGGUAUCCUCUCAGGUGGAGCAUACGGGCCAUUCGUGAGGAAAUGGAAAGUACGUUCAAAAUUGGCUGAUUUAGGACAAAUGUUUAUGGUAAUUAACCCUAACUUUUUCCCCGAUGGCUUCCGGGAGAGAAUGCAAGAGUUGAUGGAUUUCUUGCGCCAAGCAAAUACUGCUCCCGAUGCUAAAGGAAAUGUACUUGUGGCGGGUGAUCCUGAAAGACAGAAUAUUGCAAAAUGUGAACGAAUAGGAGGAAUUCCUUAUUCGCAAGUUCAAGUUGAUUACGCAAACAACUUGGCUAAAUUGUUACAGAUAGAUCAGCCUAAAAUUCUAUAA
Molecule: messenger RNA, 1272 nt
Organism: Dimorphilus gyrociliatus
Lineage: Eukaryota; Metazoa; Annelida; Polychaeta; Dinophilidae
Source: the annotation of a GenBank genome assembly